CAAGUCGUAGCUUUAUUUCAGUCUUUCAACAACACUUGUCGUAGCAACACCUUUUUCGAAGACGACGACGACGACGAACAGCAGCAACAGGCCCCAACCGUGUGUGUAUGUGUGUGCGUGCGCGUGUGUGCAAACUCUAGCUCUAGGCACCGAGACCUUUACCGCCUCCGCCUUCACCCCGUUUCGACAGUGUCUGCAAUUUUUAUGUUUUAAAUCAUCUUUCGGUGUUUAACGGAUUGUAUGUGUGCACGUGGGAGCCAGAGUGAGUGCGAUCGGGAAACCAGAGCAGAAAAAGAAACCGAAACCACCACCCCCUUGCGCUGCAACCAAGCGAGAUAGUCCAAUCCGAGGUGCGGUGCAUCUUGCGAGGAGAAGGUGUUCAAUUCGGGCGAACCUGCGUGUGGUGUGCGCGAGAGCGUUUGUCGUUGUUGCGUAUUCGGUGCAGCGUGGUACCGCAGUGCCUGCAGUGCGCGUUGAAAGUUGACCCGCGCGGUGUGCAUGUCAGCAUUAGCAGAAGCAGUCCAAAUUGAUGGAGCAGCGAAUCGGUGGCAUUCAGUGGAGUUUGUGUGCGAUAGCGACAGCAGCUGAGGCGACCGAGCGUUCCGUCACGAGUGUCACGCGGUGUUGCACGGAGUUUGUGUAGUGCGCUGGCUUGCAAACCGCCAUCUCCUGCCUCCCCAUUCUACCGAGGAACGGACUAACGAAACGACUAACCAACAACAAGACCAAAGGGUGUGUGUGUGUGCGCGAUCAGGUGUUGAUUGUGUUGAAGCAGUGUGUUGCCUCGAUCAGCACGACAUUCAGUAGGGCGCAGACGGUGCGCACGGUACGGAGAAAGCUAGGUCCUUCAGGUUGCGGCAAGUACUGAAGGUGGCAGUAGCUGACGAUCCAGAUUUUCGGUAGCAUCUUUUUUUUGAGUGAUCGUUUCGGAACUGAAAUUGGACUUGACUUGUGAGAAGAAAUUGAACAGAAAAUAUAAAAAAAAUCGUUUCAUGCAGUUGCAUGUGCUGAAAGUCUUCGACCCAUUACGGACACGAUAGUUCUCCCCCCUUGCACGGACAAGUUGCUCGCGUAAAGAAAAGUUCACUUCAAAAGUUUCUCGCCAGGCCCCCAUCUCCAUUCUGCUGUGCCAGUUGCGAAACAUUACGCUAAUCGCCCUUGCCCUUGCCGUCGUCCCCAGCAGCAGCAGCAGCAGUAGCAACGACUCCAGCAGUCUGGAUACCUCGUACCAAUAGAGACAGGCAUUGCUAGAAACUGUUAGUGAGCGUGCGGGUGUGCGUGUGUGUGUGUGGUACGGCAAUUGUGAAAGUACUUGAAUUCCGGUGUGGAAACAUUCGCAGCGGUGAAAGAGUGCCCGCAGCAAAGUCUAACGCGCGUCGACCGAAACCCCAGCACACUGGCGAGCAGAGUCGUCGAGCCUCCGCAAACACGAAGCUUCGGUGUAGCGCGUCACACUGCCAAGUGAAAGGGAACAACCGCUGCAGACAGUGCGGAGGUACGUGGUGGUAGUACCAGCAGACUGCGAAAAGAGAAAACCACGCUACAAAGCACUGCGAGUGUGUGUGUUUUAGUGAGCAACAGCGAGCUUCGGUGUGCAUAUUCGUCCCCCUCUAGGACUUUAUGUGUAUGCAAAUGUGCGUGAAGCAGUGGAGUUAGAUAAAUUAUUGUGUUCUCAGCAAGGCUCGAUCGAUCCUUGUCGUUCGGGGCUCCCCACAAAAUAAAAAAAACCUCAUUCGGAACUAUACUCCCAAAACAGAAGAAUCUGCUGGAUUCGGAAUUCUUGUGUUGUCGGGACCACAAAAUCCGGACAGACUGAGAGUGAUAAUAAAAGCUGUAAAGCAGGCUGUGUAACCAAACAAUUGUACAAUCAGUUUUUUGUCGUUGUAAAUUUACUGUAAAUAACGAGUGAGUCACCGUCGAACGGAAUCAGCUCCCCUCGAAAAGACUGGAUUAGUAGCAGCGAAGCAGCGAACCGGUGACCGCACCAAGUGUGUGCACCAGAUCGAUCGAUAUCGUCAAACGCCAACUCUCUAGAGCUCUAGAGCGAAACAAAGCAGGGGAAAAGAACAAGCAACAAUAUAGUGCCUUCAUCCGAAUCUGUUGGACAACAAAAACAACAAAAAAACUUACGAAAGCAACUUACGGUGACAAAACUCGCCCUCUCCUACAUACCGUACAAGAGGAAGCCAUAUUAGCCAUAUUAGUGGAGAAGAAAGCAAUCGCACCGGUCACCGAAACUAACCAGUAUGGCCGAUACAAAGACGACGACGACGACGUCCAGUGAGGCAGCGGAUCUAGUGACGCCUGUACCAGCGACGGAAACGGCAACGCAAACUGUCACCAGCGGCAGCAGCAGCAGCGACAGUGUACAGGCAAAGACGGAGACCACACUGCCAGCGAGAACGAUGAUCGAAACGGCUACGAUGACUGACGCCACCGAGCAGAAGGAAAGUGAAAGUGCCGCACCGAUCGAACCGAUCGUCGAGUCCAAGAUUUUGCCAGAAGCAGCCACUUCCCAGGAGCAGGCAGACGUCAGCCCGGGCAGCCCGGCCGAAGAAGCGAAGGAGAUCGAGCUGGUCGAGGACGAAGGUGGCGCCGCGAAGGAAGCGGUCGAGGCGGAAGAGGAACCGGACACACUGUCCCCGCUGAUGACCGACAAUCAUACGUUCCUGCAGCAUCAGGAGCUGAUGCGGGAGGAACCGCUCCCGGUGGACGAGCGGUUGCAGUCGGACGAGCCGGGAAGUAGCAGCCCGCAGCAGCACUUCCACCGCCAUCACCAUCAUCACGGGGCGGUGGAAGAGGUGCACGAUUAUGGCAUCUACGACGAUGACGAUCAGGAUGAGGAUGAGGACGACGAUGAUGAGGAUAUUGACGAUGAGGAUGAGAUGUUUAUGCGCGACCAGGACGACCAGGAACGGAACAUGAAGCACUCUGACACGAAAGAAUCGAUCAGCUCGAUCGACAGUGACGUGUCGCUGUCGUACGAUCGGCGCAGCUCGAGCGAGUUGCCACAGCAGCAUCAUCAGCACCAGCAGCAUCAGCAGCUUCGCCAGCACUCGGAAGAUGCCGGUGCUGGUUCGUCGGACGACGCGGCCAAGGAUUCGGGUUGUGAGAUUACGAAAAAGUCUGCCGGAGAAGAUGGCAAUGAGCCGGGCACGCAGGAGGACGCCGAAGAUGGUGGUGCGUUCGAGACGCCGGACGAUGAGAUGUGCGAGCGGAUUGUGGAGCAGGUGGAGUUUUACUUCUCCAACGAUAACAUCCUGAAGGAUGCGUUCCUGCUGAAGCACGUGCGCCGCAACAAGGAGGGUUUCGUGAGCCUGAAGCUGGUGUCGAGCUUCAAGCGCGUCCGGCAGCUGACGAAGGAUUGGCGCGUGGUGGGAGACGCGAUCAAGCGGAAGAGCGUGAAGAUCGAGGUGAACGACCUGGGUACGAAGAUUCGACGGUUGGAUGCGCUGCCUGAGCACGAUGAAACGACGCCGUCGCGCACGGUCGUUGCCACUGGGCUGCCGUACGACAAGUACACCGUGGAGAAGGUGUCGGAGCUGUUCUCGAAGUGUGGCGAAAUUUCGCUCAUCCGCGUGCUGCGCCCGGGCGGUCCCAUUCCGGCCGAUGUGCGUCAGUUCAUCAACAAGCAUCCGGAGCUGCAGCAGAACGAGUGUGCGCUGGUGGAGUUCACCGAGUCGGCGUCGGCCCGCCGGGCCCAGGCGAUGACGGAGUUCGUGGUGCUGGAGCUGGUCGCGCCGAAGAAGAAGACCGGCAAGAAAGCAACCAACGUGACGAAGUUCGUCGAGAGCUACAAGGUUGCGGCCGGGCAUGAGAUCGAGCGUAGCCGUGGUGGGGAAGGGUUCGAUCGGUUCCGAAUGCGCCGUGGAUCGGGCUUCUACCCCAAGGCGGACAUGAUGGUCGGUACGAUCUAUCAGCAGCAGCCCCAUCACCAUCACCAUCAUCAUCACCAGAUGAUGCCGAUGAUGUCGCAGCCGAUGCAGGCGCCACUGCAGCAGGAUCCGCACCAGCACCAACACCAGCAGCAGUCGCCUCCGAUGCCGUACAUGGUACCGCAUUCGCCCCAGCAGCGCAAGUACUCGUUCGGCAACGAGGCCUACGAAUGCUACCAGACGCAGGUCCCAGGCCAACAGCAGCAACAGCGCCGCUCCAGUGCGUACUCGCUCGGUUCGGACGCUUCGCGCAAGUUCUCCAACUGCUCCGAGGGCUACUCGAGCUGCGGCGAGAUGUCGCGCCGUACGUCGGCCUGCUCGUCCGUCCCGGCCGAAGGUAUGUCCCGGCGGACAUCUGCCUGCUCGGAAGUGCCAUCAUCUAGACGGUCGUCCAACUGUUCCGACUUUUGCUCGUGCAAUGUGCGCCGCAUCUCGCAGUGCUCCACCGAUCUGAUGUACCGCCGGAUGUCCCAGUGCUCGUCGGAGCAUGGCACGCCGGUCCAUUCGGCACCGCGCAAGUACUCGGUCGGCUCCAACUACGACCGCAAGUACGCCAACUCGCCUGAACUGAUGCAGCAGCAGCAGCCCCAUCUACUUCAACGCCGCAUCUCCAUGGACUCGACGGGUGCGUACGAUCGCAAGUUCUCGUCCGGCUCGAUCACGGGCUACCACACGGACGGCAGCCCCAACAUUUCACCGCGUAAGUACUCGACCGGCGGGUUCGACCCGCUCCGCAAGCUGUCCAGCGGCUCCGACCAGUACUACAACGGGCGCAAGAUCUCGACCGACUCGGGCUACGAUAGGCGCAUCUCGAUCGGAUCCGAGUGCUCUGGACCGCGGUCGCGUGCCGGCAGCAUCCUCUGCAGUCAUGCCGGCACCACCGUCCUGCCGACGCCCGGCAACGAAGCCGUCGUACGUACGCCGAUUGGACCGGACGGCAGCAAGGGCUUCGGGACGCGCACACGCCGCAUCGGCCAAAUUGUGCCGCCGGCUUAAGGUGUGAUUGAUCGGCCCCGUCCAGUUUUCUGCAGUAUUCUGACUCAUCCCCUCCCCUCAACCCCGUCGCCACACAGUCUUUCGCAUUGGAUCAUCGUGUCGUUGGCUCUGCCUGUUUGAGUAGAACAAGAACGCGUGUGAUCGUCACUAGUUAGGUGUUAGGUUCAGGUGUAACAUUUCGACAACUUUUGCAUCCCUCCGUGUAUCCAGAACAAAACGCUUCCCCUCCCAUAUCUGCAUGGGGCGACUCGACCCGAUCACUUUCACUUACGGCCAGCUGUGUGUACGGUGGCCUAGAUUAGCGUCGCACAGUGCGGUUGUGUGUUUUUUGCAUUCUCGCGCACACACUCGCAUCCGAUUUGUCUCUCGUUCGCUCUCAUCCCGUAGCACACAGUCCGAUGGUAGCAAGUUCAGCGCCACGACGCAAAACGUUCCCGUAGUGGUGCUAUUAUUGCGCAAGCUGCUCGAAAGCGACCAGGGAAAAGAGCCAACGGGGUCGAACGAGCGGCUGCGAGCGGCGAGCGCAAUGCGUACAAACAGUCAGACGACUCGCACGAGUGUUGUAUCGGCCGACCAACCGACCGGCCAGAAACGUGCGCAGACAAGCUGACGACCGAACCUGAUCUUUUUCGCUUGUGUUUGUACAGCGGUUGCAAGGUAAGGGAAUGGGAUUCCUCUCACGCACACCCCAUGAUGCGGAGGGUAAGAUCGCAGUGUGGCCGCACGGCGAUAGCGCCUUGGUGUUGGUGUGCCGAACAGCGUGUAACAUCACACAUACACAAUUUGCUCACUUUGCGCGAUUGCGUUUCGCCGACCCGCUCACCUGACAGUGAUUUGACAGGGACAGAGAGCGCGCGAGAGCAAGAUGGAAGGUGGUAUUAGAGAAUAGAAAGAUUUCAUUGAACUUAUUUUAAGGAUCGCGUGCCUCUGGGGCCCGGCAUGAGCCAAGAACACACGUCGCGCUCGCAGCCUAUUCAAGCUAUGCGUCAUCCGGCACCUUCACUUUUACGACCAACCCCAUCUAACGAUCUUUGGCCACCGACGCACGGAUCUUGCCAGAACACAGGGUCUUGUGAACCAGUGGCAAGCAGCUGUGUGUGUGUAUAUCCCAACGGGUUAUUUAUUUAUUUUUCGCACCAACAAAACGAUCGCCACGAAAUUCGAUCGUUUACGCGACCUUGUCGUCUCACGCCACUGUGGGAGGACGGGCGUGAAUUUUGCGUUUCGGGAAAGAUGCUUGUCGAAAGGUUUAUUUUUUUAUUUAUUCGCCGUAAUUGUUGCGAUCGCGUGUGUAAAAGUUGUCCCUAUUUUGAUGGCAAACCCUCUCUCAGAGUUUGUCUCUCGAUCACGCUUCACAUCUACUAUUACUAUGGUUAGCAAUUAUUAAGUUAUAUUUUUUCAUCUGUUUUUCUUUAUAAGAUAUACAAUAGGUUAAGAUUUUCCGUUUUAGUUCGGGCUGCGCGCUCAUCGUGCCGCUCGAAAGCGUACGAUCACAUGUGAAUUAUAGUCCGUCGGAGAUUAGAGGUUUAGGCUGAGAGUGUAGUACGCUAAGAAUAGAAUAAACCUGAGGGUCAAUCGUCCCAGGUGGCCACACAGGUACGUUAUAUAGUAGGUACGUAUGUUAGCAGCCGUUUCGCAUAGAAGAGCAAAAGCAAAGGAACGAGCGAACACACGGACGACCAGUUGAACCGAACGGACCGAACGAACGACCGAAUGUACGCGUGACGAGCGAACUGCACCGCGAAGCCCGCUCCCCGAGUACGGCGGGGGUAAAUGACUGGAUCCUCUGCGCGCGCGCUUGGCGGUUGGAUAGGUCAAGUUCUGCUCGAGUGACGCUCUCUGCACACAACGUGGCCGAAGUUUCAGGCGCUGAAGGUAGCAGAGUAACUAAAUAUUUUAUAAUCUGCUUUGUAAAGCAUCCCGCGUGUGUGGUUUCUUCGGUAGUGCAUGGACCUUGACCUACUUGAGAGAGUUUUCGGGCGGAUCGGAACAGGUUCCGAUCGGUUGGUUGCUGCAAUCGGGUAACUGCCUUUUUGGGUAUUUUUGCUCGAUCAAGCCUCAAUCACACACACACUUGUGUGCAUGUUUGUCAUUGUGAAACGAAUCAGCUUUCUCACGAUUCUUUCAAACUAUCACUUUAAUUCAAACGACAACAUGCUGCGACACUCCAUCGCAGCGAAUCGUGUGGAACGAUACACUUGCCGGGGUGAAAUGACACACACACACACAAUUGUGUGUCAAAUUAAGUGUGUAAUGAUGCCCGAACCGCAGUCCGAUCGGGAAAUAAUGGAGUAUUAACCAAAAUGAAAGCAUGACCCAUGAUGUGCCACGUGUUCGCUGUGGGUUCAGUGCGAUCGCUGAACCACCGAAGUAAAAACGGCUCCUAAAUGGAUUCGAUUUUCUCCCUUGCCGGACCAUGUGUGUGCGUUUGAUAAAUUGCACAUGCUGUUGCUGCUUGCCUCCCUUCCUCACCCUCCAGACCCUCCCUAAUGGUGCGGUAACGGGUUGAUACAAAUAUGUUUUCUUUCCGUUUACCUUCCCCCUUUCCUUUUUGGCCAAUGACUUCAAUUUUUGUGCAGUCUGCCGCUCUUUCUCUCUCUCUCCUUCUUUCUCGGAGUAGACUUAAUUUCCGGUCCACCGCCGCUGCCGUGACCGUUUCGUGCGGCACAUUAGCCCCAUCCCUUUUCCUCCCUCCCCCCUCCCUUUCGGAAGGCUUUCGAAGAUCAUGGCACGAUCUUGCCACGGACCACCAAAGACAACGGUUCGUUAGGUUUUGAUUUUCAUUGCUCUGUAUUCGAUGGUGUGGAAAAUGUACCCCCC
Molecule: messenger RNA, 7751 nt
Organism: Anopheles gambiae (African malaria mosquito)
Lineage: Eukaryota; Metazoa; Arthropoda; Insecta; Diptera; Culicidae
Gene: Achl
Exons: 1
Coding region: 2247-4931 (894 amino acids)
Biological process (GO): RNA processing
Cellular component (GO): nucleus
Molecular function (GO): mRNA binding
Source: RefSeq, a predicted model, not a curated record